This is a messenger RNA of Hemicordylus capensis (graceful crag lizard), 6009 nucleotides long. RefSeq names its product ATP synthase peripheral stalk subunit F6 (gene ATP5PF). The record is from RefSeq and is a predicted model, not a curated record. Gene Ontology annotation, biological process: proton motive force-driven ATP synthesis. Lineage: Eukaryota; Metazoa; Chordata; Lepidosauria; Squamata; Cordylidae. Gene Ontology annotation, molecular function: proton transmembrane transporter activity. The transcript is spliced from 5 exons. Bases 183 to 506 code for a protein of 107 amino acids.
UCUACUAGUUCCACCCGCCUACUUUAAGCCGGAAGUGAAGUUUGCUGUUUCCGGUGGGGAUUUGGGGAAAGGAUAAGUCGCUGCUUCCAGGGUUUGGCUAGUUUUCUUUUUGUGUUGAUGUUGAAAAGGACUAGUGUGCGGGAAUUCUGAAUUACUUACGCUGAAUUUUCUGGCAAGUCAUCAUGAUUCUCCAACAGCUCUUCAGAUUUUCUUCUAUUUUCCGUUCAGCUGUCUCCAUCCACCUGCACAGAAACAUUGGCUUCUCUGCCAUUGUGUUUAAUAAAGCAAAGGAACUUGAUCCUGUACAGAAACUCUUCUUGGACAAGAUCAGAGAAUAUAACACUAAGAGCCAGAAAACUGGUGGGCCUGUUGAUGCUGGCCCGGAGUAUGAGAAAGACAUGAGUGAAGAGACUGCCAAACUGCAACGGUUAUAUGGUGGUGGAGACCUGACCAAAUUCCCAGACUUCAAAUUUGAGGGUACAAUGGGAGCUAGAAAGCAAGCUUAGAAACUGCAGCAUGUGAGAAGAGGAGGAAGAGCACAGGCUCAAGAACCCAAGUUUGAAGCGGAACAGAAAUGAUGAGAUGGAUGUGUACUCCAAGCACCAGUGUCAAGUUGGAGUUGUUGAAUAGCCAGCAGUUGUACCUUAAAUAAACAGUUCAGUGCUCAAAUGUGUGAAUUUAAAUUCUAAACAUAUAUUUAUUUUAUUUAUAAAAAAUUUCUUGUAUACUGCCUCCUCCAAAGACUCUAGGCAGUUAACAAUAGCAAUUAUAAAAAUAAAAAAUUGAAGGGCAAAAGCCUGGCAAAAAAGGGAGGUCUUGAGAAGGGCCUUGAAAGCCACUAAGGAGGGGGCUGAACAAAUCUGAGGGAAAGGGUGUUCCAAAGAAAAGGGGUGGCCACAGAGAAGGCCCUCCUAUGGGCCCAGGCAUCAUGUACUACAUCAGGGCCUGGGACACUAAAGAGGAGAAGACCUCAUAGGACAGGAUACAACUGGCUAAGAGAGGCGAUCCUGGAGAUAUACAGGUGCCAAGCCCAUAAGAGUUUUGUAGAUGAGAACCAGCACUUUAAAUUGGACCCGGAAGCGAACAGGCAACCAGUGCAGCAACCAUAAAAGAGGUUUAACACUAUCAAAUCUAUGGCUGCCCAUGAGGAGGCGGGCAGCUGCAUUCUGGACUAGUUGAAGCUUAUUAAUUGUUUUCAAAGGCAACCCUAGGUAGAGUGUGUUACAGUGAUCCAAGCGAGAGGUAACAAAGGCACGAGUUCCUGUUGCCAAAGCCUAAAGAUCGAGAAAAGGCCAUAACUUGCAAACCAGCUGAAGCUGGGCAAAGGCACCCCUGGCCAUGGACUCCACCUGCUGUUCAAGCAGGAGCCGCAAUAUAUAUAUGAAUGAGACCAUUAUUCAUUUGUUAAAGACAGCCUCUGUAGGAGAAAAUGUAAUGAAGAGUAAAACAUGUUUCAAUACAACAUAAUCUCAAAGAAUUUCUUCCACAUUUCUGAUAUGCUUUUACAAAAUUAGCUAACUAAAAAUAUUAAGAAUUCAAUAAAGUAUACAAACGUAAUACAAUGCUCAUUUCCUUAAGGCAUUUAGAGUCAGGAACCUGUAUAUAAGACUGUUAUAUAUGAGAAAUGUAUUGUUGGACUACUGAAUAUAAACUGUUUGUUAAAAUAGAAUUGUUCAGAGGUUGAAAUACUAUACACACUUUCUGAGGCUCACUUUCAAUGCAUUUCAGUAAGUUACUCCUGACUGGUAACUUGUUAUGCAUUUGUUCUAUUGAAGUCAGUAGGACUUGCAUCCAAGUAAAUGUAUAAGCUUGGCAGACAAGAUUGUAGCCCUUGGCUCACAUACAGAGCAGGACUCAGCAGGCGGCUUGACUAGUGGAGUUUUUCUCCAGUUUCUAGGCUUUCUGUAGCCCCUGGCAUUGCAGGGGAUCCCUCAACCCUUGGUAAGAACAUUUCAGGAAACAUAUGGGGCUGUUUGGGGAGGAGGUGACUUUUGUGUGGAUACAUUCUGCUGGUGACAUCCUAUAUGUUGCCAUAGUUACACUGCUUCAACUCUUGGUAGUGGUGCAUUAAAAAACAACAACCCUGAAGUAGUUGGGAUAUAUCCAUGAUUCACUGUUAAUACUAGAGAAAAACUGGUUAACUUUUACACUGAGAAACUAUGUAAAUAGUGAUCAUAAGGAGCUAUCGCUCCCCCCCUUGAGUUAAACUGGGUGAUUGUGUUAUGCCAACAUGAGUGCUGAUCUUCAGAUGAUGACUUUUCUGUACUGCUAACUUAAUAUCUUUACUUUAGAAGGCCGUAUAGAGAGCGAUCAUCUCCCACUCUCACUUUUGUUGGAGUCAUUGAGUACAAAGAGCCCCCUUAAGGAGGCUCGAUCCUUCUCUCAGGAUCUAUAAGACAGUUAAAUGGUCACCAUGCCUGGCAAACCAAAUUAGAACACUCCUGGGAUCAGAGGAAGUUUCCUCUCUUCGUGCUAUUUUUUUAAAGCAAGGAGAUUUGCCAGAUACAUUAAAUUUGGGAACCUUAUUCAAGUAUUCCAACCCCUUCUGAGGCCACAAUUAGGUGAAAGGGUGUCCAGGAGACAUAGACCCCGAGGUUGGUUUGACCAUGAUUCUAUUACAGCUAAGAAGCUGCUGGUCACAAAACUUAAUCAGUAUAGACUCAAUUUAGAUGAUGAAUUGGCUCCACAACAACUACAACUAUUUAUAUACCGAUUUAUUUAUUUUUUUAAAAAAGGUUCCAAAGCUCAAGAACCAAUAGAGCUUAAAAAAGAAUAUGAAAAGCUCAUUAAAGUGAAGAAACGGGAGAUGAUUGGGGAGCAUGGGAACACUUUCUUGCCGCAGCUAAAAAGGACUCUAGAUUGUUUUGGAAAUUAGUAACAUCUGGCAUGAAAGAAUGCUCCCCUAUUUCGGAUAAUUGUAUCACUGUGGACUGCUGGGUGGCCCAUUUUAAAUUAUUAUACACAGAUCCUGAGUCAGACCCUUCCCCUCGCUUACAUUAUUUAGAUGGCCUUCCUUCAUGGCCUCUGGUAUAUUCAUAAUUUAAUUUCUCAGUUACGACCUAGUAUGGCUCCUGGCAUAGACCCGAUUUCCAGGGAAUUAUUGAAGGCAGAGUCUGACUGGUGGGCCCUGGUUCUGGCCAGACUUUUUACCUACGUAGACCAUGUGGGUUGUAUUCUGGAGGAUUGGUAUAUGGCCAAAAUUGUCUCAAUAUAUAAAAAUGGAUUACGGUCAGACCUAGCCAAUUAUUGGCCAAUCAGCCUCUUGUUUGUCAUCAGCAAACUGUAUGCGAGGCAUUACUCAGAAUGGGCAGAGCAAAAUGCUAUUAUAAGGGGUGAACAGGCUGGCUUUCGAUCAGGCCAGUCCAUGCUGGAUCAGAUUUUGACCUUCUCACAUCUAGUAAACUCUCUCUAUCCGUUCAGUCGGGUCCGACUCGUGGUCACUCUAUGGAUCAAUGCACUCCAUGCCGUCCUAUCUCGUACAGCUUCCUUUAAUUCCGCCAUGGUCAUUCCAGUGUCAUUUUUAAUAAUAUCCAGCCACUGAGUACAAGGCCGUCCCCUUCUCCCGCUGAUCAUUCUCAAAAUAAUUGUCUUUUUGAGUGAAUCGGCUCGCAUGACAUGACCAAAAUACAUCAGUCUUUGUUUAGUAAUCUUGGCUUCUAGUGAUAUUAUUGGUUUAACUUGAGAAGAUAAACAACUUAGUAGAAAUGUGCCCCUAUAUGUAGGCUUUAUAGAUUUUAAGGCUGCAUUUGAUUCAAUCCCCAGAACCCGUCUAUGGUGUAAAUUCGCUAAAACUUCAUUAGACCCGUUUGCUAUUCUUGAUUUGCUCAUAUGAAAACACCUUUUUAAGAGUCAAAUGUGACAUUCAAUGACAUCUUUCAAAUCCAGUCCCCUCACAGAUGGGGAUAAAGCAGGGCUGUAUUUUGGCCCCUUUUUUGUUUAAUUUUUAUAUAAUUUUUUUUAGUUUUCUGCCCUGAUGACCCUUCUUUCCAUCAACCAAAAACAGCUGGGAGAGCCGUUUCUAUUUUAUUAUAUGCUGAUGAUGCGGCGAUUGUAUCUAUCAAGCCAGUAGGAAUGAGACGUGCUUUGAGAGCCCUUGCGAAGUUCUGUGAAGAGGCAUUGUCCAUUAAUAUUAAAAAACAAAAAUAAUGGUUUUCAGUAAGUGUAGGAGAUCUUAUAAAUGGUCAAUUAAUGGUAGGAGCCUUCAGCAAGUCAGAACAUAGAAGUAUCUGGGCCUCAUAUUCCAUCUGAGGAAUUCCUGGAGACCACAUUGUGAGUUUGUGACUGCAAAUGCUCAAAGAUCUGUUGCAGCUAUUAAUAUAUAUAUAUUUUAAACUCUAAAGGCACUCAGAACACAUACCCAGCAGCGCUAAGGGUAUAUCAGGCGAAACCUUGGGCUCAGAUGCUUCAUGGUGCCCAGAUUUUUUCAGCUGGGAACUUAAAAUCUCUUGAAGUUGUCCAGUCAAGGUUCUUACGAGACAUCUUCCAACUUUCCAGUUGUGUCCCAAAUGCAGAUUUGCGUUUGGAAGCAGGCGUUAUUAGAUUAACUGCCCAAGCUUGGCUGCAAGCGGUUUUACAGGUGAAACUCGGAAAAUUAGAAUAUUGUGCAAAAGUCCAUUAAUUUCAGUAAUGCAAAUUAAAAGGUGAAACUGAUCUAUGAGACAGACGCAUUACAUGCAAAGCGAGAUAAGUCAAGCCUUAAUUUGUUAUAAUUGUGAUGAUCAUGGCGUACAGCUCAUGAAAACCCCAAAUCCACAAUCCCAGAAAAUUAGAAUAUUACAUGGAACCAAGAAGACAAGGAUUGUAGAAUAGAACAACAUCGGACCUCUGAAAAGUAUACAGUGUACUGUGCUUGAUUGGCCAGCAAACUCGCCUGACCUGACCCCAUAGAGAAUCUAUGGGGCAUUGCCGAGAGAAGGAUGAGAGACAUAAGACCAAACAAUGCAGAAGAGCUGAAGGCCGCUAAUGAAGCAUCCUGGUCUUCCAUAUUACCUCAGCAGUGCCACAGGCUGAUAGCAUCCAUGCCACGCCGCAUUGAGGCAGUAAUUGCUGCAAAAGGGGCCCAAACCAAGUACUGAAUACAUAUGCAUGCUUAUACUUUUCAGAGGUCCGAUAUUGUUCUAUUCUACAAUCCUUGUCUUCUUGGUUCCAUGUAAUAUUCUAAUUUUCUGGGAUUGUGGAUUUGGGGUUUUCAUGAGCUGUACGCCAUGAUCAUCACAAUUAUAACAAAUUAAGGCUUGACUUGUCUCGCUUUGCAUGUAAUGCGUCUGUCUCAUAUAUCAGUUUCACCUUUUAAUUUGCAUUACUGAAAUUAAUGGACUUUUGCACAAUAUUCUAAUUUUCCGAGUUUCACCUGUAUAUUGGCUCAAACUUAACAGCUGCCCCCAAGGGUUAGGCUCACUAACUUUGGUGGAUGAUUUCUGUUCCACUGGGGGAGGAAUAUACAAUCUUUAGAUUAUGAUCAGGCAAAAAAAAUCAUUACACAGACGGUAAGAGACAUAGAAAAGCAGAGUGACCUUAGCCUGAUUUCAUCCAGAUCUAAUUAUCUUGGCUUCCCAAAUUACCUGAGGCCAGCUGUAUACCUUACACACUUGCCUACACCCAGGCUGAGGAGGGUCUUUUCUCAAGCCCGUUUUAAUGUCCUCCCUUCAGCUGUUUUGGAGGGCAGAAUUUGAGGGACCCCCUUGGAGGAACGUUUGUGCCCAUGUGGAGCUGCUGAGGUGGAAACAUUAACACAUAUUUUGUUUAACUGCCCUUUUUAUGAUAUCGCCAGUUCUAUUCAGAUCGAUCCCCAUCAAAAGGAACACUUGGAUCAGUCUGAGGAACAUUUUAUUGUUUAUUUUUUAGAAGAUAACAUGAAGUCACCCAUAGGACUGCUUGUUUUUGUUCGGAGGCAUGUAAAAUAAGGUAUCUGCAAACUGGUUUUUAAAUUUUUUUACUUAUGUUAUUGUAUUGUUUUUUGCUGUAGUGCUUAUUUGGUCGUUGACUGUAAAUAAAUGAAUCUGAUUCUGA